Molecule: messenger RNA, 345 nt
Organism: Phytophthora nicotianae INRA-310
Lineage: Eukaryota; Oomycota; Peronosporomycetes; Peronosporales; Peronosporaceae
Exons: 2
Coding region: 1-345 (114 amino acids)
Source: RefSeq, a predicted model, not a curated record
AUGGAAUGGGACGGACUCGAGGUGCCCAUGCGUUUGCGCGUAAACUUAGCUAGUGAAAGAUAUGUCUACGAAUCCCCUGCUAGCGUACAGGCAGCGAAGAAACGGAUGGUUCAGAUCUUGGACGCCAAGUAUGCCAAGGUCAACUUGGAUAGCUGCAUCCCUGACCAUCUCGACUCCAACCAGCAACACGCACUUCGCAAGCUUCUCGAGUUGUUCGACGAUCUGAACGAAGCAGGGCUCGGAAAAAAUUAUUCCGUACCAAUACUGUGGACGGUUCAGUCAAUCGCCGACGAUCCCAUAACCGUAGUUGGAUGGCUCAGAGCUUCACAACGCUUAGCCAUCUAG